CUGACCAUGGCGGCGCCGAACGGAGCGGGGCUGCGGUUGCGGGGAUGAAGCCCGGACACCGGGGCGGGUCGCCGCCGCCGCCGGGAUACAGGGCACCAGGUGUUGAAAUGGAAGGGGACCUCCCUUCAGGAGACUCGGCCCUUAUUAACCCGAGGAAUACAGUAAAUACAGCAGGUUCUGCCUCAGAAAGUCACCUUGAACAGUGGCGAAGCACUCCGAAAUCUAAAGCUUCUUUAGAGAAUGUUAGCUGUUCAAAAUCUAUUGGAGAUUCAAAGAUGAACUUUGGGAAAAUGCAAGACUUUGCUUUAACAAAUACAGCAAGAUAUAAAACUGGCCCUAUAAAAGCUACUCAUGCAGUUCCAACACUGAAUGGCUCUACCAAAAAUAAUACAAAUGUGGAUCUGGAGAAUACUACCAUUCAGAAACAACGCAAUGAAUUACAGCUGCUUGUAGCAGAACUAAAAGAUCGGGAUAAAGAGUUAAAUGAAAUGGUGGCUGCACAUCAGAAGCAGCUCCUGGCAUGGGAGGAGGAUCGCCUGCGCAUACUCAGCCUAGAAGAGAGAUGUGCCAAAGUGGAGCAUGAACUGCGAAACAGGAACGAGAUCAUCAGAACUUUAAGUACACAACAAAAGAUUUUGGAAUCCCAACAAGCUGAUUGUCUAAAAACACUCAACUGCACCCAGCAAAGGCUGAAGGAAAUGUCUGAAAAAGCAGCAGAGUCUGCUAGCAACUGUGAAGAGCUAGAGGACAGGAACAAAAGUCUGAAUUCCUCUGUGAUGGAGCUGUCUGCCCAGGUGGGACAGUUACAGGCACGUGAACAGGAGCUCGCUACAAUGCUAGAAUUAAAGGACAAAGAUAUGGUUGAAGCUACCAAUCACAUCAUGGACCUUACAGCUAGGUUUAAAACCUUGGAGGGUGCACUACGAGAAGCCAGGCUAAAUGAGACAAAUUCAAGAAAAGAGGUUCAUGAUUGCAAACAGCAUUCAAAGAAACUACGACAUGAAAUCUGCAAGCUUAAGGAUGAGUUGGAUGAAAAAACAGUAGAAAAUAAUGAGCAAAGGGAAGAAAUAAUUCGGCUUAAACAAGAAAGACAAUAUCUGGGAAGUGAGCUUACAUUAGCUGUUGAGCGGGAGAAGAGAAAAGAUCAGAUUCUGGAACUGGCAAGAUCUAAACAGGAGCGAGCUGACACGGAACUGCAUGGUCUUCGGCAGGUAAACGAAAAGCAACAACAUGACUUGCAGCUUCUUCAUUUGAAUCUUGAAAGUUCUCAGGAAUUGAUCAAAAAGCAGGAAGAGAAAAUUCUUGAAAUUAGUUCUGGUAGACUUUUCUCAGAUUCCAAAUAUAUUGCACAGAACAACAAUGGACAGAAUAAGGUAGAGGGGCAAGAACGUAAAAAUGACAUCGUCUUAAAAAAAUGGAAAAAGGAGCCAACGAAAGAUCAUAAAAAAGAAUCCAUGACCAAUAGACAUAUAGAAGAAGCAGCCAAGUCAACCCAGAAUCUUGAUGCUGAAUUAAUUCCAAUUAGUACCAAAGAACAGGGCCACUUAUUAGUCACAGAAGGACGCAAUACUGUCAAUUGUAGAAAUUAUAGCUCGUCAGAUUGUGCAAAUGCUCAAGUUGUCUUUCCUCUUGAACUUGAUCAGUGUACUAAUGGAAAUCUGACAUUCAAGACCCACAAUCUUCAUUGUAACGCUAAUGAUUCUAAUAAGAAGCCUACAAAAUAUGUUGUGCCAAAGCAAAACUGCAGGUAUUCAAGUGCAAAUGAUAGUGGCUCACCUCAGGGAAGAGAAAACAAUGCGCAGCAAGUGUCAAGGAAUCAAAAAUGGAGAUUUGAAGGAUCUGCUGAUGCUGGCAUCAUGGAACAUGAGAAUGUAGCAUAUAUAAAUACUGAUCACCAUAGUCCCAGCUGCAACACUUCUUCCCAUUGCAAAGGUAGCAUAGUCAGCACAUCAACAGACAACCAUCACUCUCUUUGUUCAAAGCCAAGUACAACCUCUAUUAUUUCAACAAAAGAAGCAGCAAAGACUGUUGAGGAUCAUAACCUGGAAGACAAAUACAAUAAUGAACUGAGUGAAUGUGGAAUGAGUGAAGAAAUGUCUCAGAUGCCUGCAAGAAAUGAAACUGACCAGGAGGCUUCAAUGUCGGAACAAGAUUGGAUGAAGCUUUAUCAGCCAGCUGUUGAUGUAAAAGAUUUGUGGUGGCUGUACCUAAACGAUGGUUCAGCAUCCUCGCAUGGGUUAGGUAGUCCUACUGCUGUGGAAAAAAAGAGUGAUGAACGGCUGGAACUGAAUGCAUAUGGUUUGGAGUCACCAGUACGUUCUGUGAAUUCCUCACCAGUGAGAGAAAGGCCCAGGGGAAAGAGCAACCUCCAUGGUGAGCUUUGUGGGAAUGACUCUGUUUCACCAGCAAGACUGAGCUCCACUGAGGACAAUGCAAUGGCAUCUUCUAAUAAUGCUUACCGGGAUGACUGUUCACCAACUACUAAACUGCAACGCCUGCUCGCUGAAUCUCGACAGAUGGUUGCUAGUCUGGAGCGCAGCACUCAGCUUCCUCUUGGGUUGGCAUCCUGUGCCAACAGCAACAGCAAUGCAAGGGAUGGUGGUUCACUCUAAUGUAAGAAGAUUUCAUUCAGUGAAUGUUACUCCUGCUUGAUGAGGUAAAAUGACUGGAAAUUCCAAAGCGGAGUAAAUGCUAAAACAAGGUUCUUGGCUGCAAAGGAAAGAAUAUUGAACUUUCAAGCUGAAUCACAGUUACACAAUGUUUACCAAUGGACCAGAUACUGAUUUGUUUUAGGAUGCAGAUAUGAAAAUUGCAAAUAAAUAAAUGGAAGCAAUUGUUGUUCAUGCACAGCAAUAACUGAGAUAGUAUUUCAAGUUAGACACUUCAUUUUCAUGUGUACAUCACAUUUUCAUGUUUAUAUCUGGUCAGGUUAACCAUAGCAUUUCUACGGAAAGUAGAUGUGAAAAUGUGUUCAGCUCAGUGCUCUGAGUAAAAUCUCAAUUUCUACAAAUUGUGAGGUUAUUGUAUAUAAGUUAGGAAGAAUCAUUGUUAUUGUUUAUAUAAUCUGUUUGAACAAAUAUUGGGUAAUAAGAUUUGGGUUUCUGAAAAGACAUUCAAAAUGAAGAGAUGGCUGUGCUAAAGUAUGAAAUUUAUUACUGUUGAAGAAGCUUUUCUUAGAUGGAUGGACAGUAUUUUUUCACAAACUGAGAAAAAAUGUAAGAUUAGUAAUUAUUUCUACAGUUUAUGGCUUGAUACUAAGACUGAUAACUAAAUCCUUAAAGCCAACUGUGGCAAAUGUCCCCAGACCAGAACAAAACAGACCAGAUUCCAAAUAUUUAGAUUUAAAACCUCCCAGUUCCUGCAAUUUUUUUAAAUGACCUAAGUAUAAAGAGCAAGGUACAUCAGUUUGAUUAAAUCAUGAUGCUCAGGGACUCUGGUAUAACAGCUCCAGCAGACCACACUGUUUAGAGUCUUAAAGAGGAGAGGAAAUGCAUUGGAGAGUUUUCCUUCGCCACAGCAUAAAUAAACCAGCUAGUUAUGUAGGCAUUCCCUUUCAAGAUAUUCAGUUUCAGUCAUAGAUAUGAAAUGCAUGUGAUAGUAACAGGUGAAAAUUAAAAUUCCAGUGAGCCAUCAGCACGUAGAGGACUUGUCCAAUUCUUUUACAUUUGCUGUGAAUUUCCCUGCAGGUGAGUAUUCCUGCAGUGGAUGAUCCAUGUGAAAGAAGCCAAUUGUUCCUGAUCUACUAGGUCUCCUUUCACUUGAAUGCUAUAGUUCCGCUUGGGUAGAAUAAGAAAUUUCUAGAAUUUUACUUCUAGAAGGAAACAAACCUUGUUCCUUGAGCAUGACUUUUUGGUAGCCUUUUGUUUAGAAAAAUCUUGUUCUAAUUCCCCAAUUUUCAUUGUAGUAAUAUAAACCUAGCAAAUUUCUGUUUCUGAAUCUAUUUCUGAUACAUAGUGAAAGAACUGCAAGCAAGGAAUCUAAUUCAGGAAGGCAGCAAAUUUAUGUAUCAAUUCAUUAUGCAGAAUACCUUAAAUACAAUUGAUCUGUCAAGUGUUUAUUUGAAAGUUUAUCAUUAGGCCCACAAGUAACAUUUACACUCUAGAAUUGUUACAUUUCUGUCCAUGUUUUAUACUUAAGAAAAUUGUCAUUUGUAUUGAAGUAUGUUUGCUUUUAUACAAGAUAUCAGAGCUCAAGCAGACCAUUUGACCCUCGAGGUUGUUCUGAAAUUCAACUAGAACUUGGGCAACCUUUCAUCUAAACUCCACUCCUGCAUAUUCCUUGCUUCCUUUACAUUCCAAAAGUUUAUCGAUCAUGGUCUUGAAUAUACUCAACUAUUAAGAACCAUGAUUAUCUGGUGGUGAAUUCAGAAUCCUUUGUAAAGAGAUUUGUCAGAUUUAAACAGGCAGCCCUUGUCUGGAGAUGGUGACUUCUAGUUGUAGUCUUUCCAGCCAAGGGAAACGGACGCAGUAAGUCCUCUGAUGCCCUGUCCAAGUAGCCAACCACCCAUGAGAAGUUGACUAAGCUAUUAGGCAAGUGGAGGGAAAGGCAGCACUCAAAGACAAUCUAGAUUCUCUGAUCACUUUCAAUUUGCAUUUUAUUAUGAGUACUAAGUAGUGAUCAGGAGUGAUGCUAUUUUAGCAUUGAAGGCAAUUAUUGGUCUGGCAGAGAUCAGCACAUGCAGGGAUUGAAAGGAUUCUUUCAUCAUCCAGGUAGAUUGGUACCACAUUGAAUUACAUACUGUAUUAAGAUGCCCUUUCUGCAUUAAUUUUUUCAUUGAGAUUCAUUUUGUCUUCAAAAAUGAGCAGUAAAUAUUGACUUGUAAAUAUUGAACUAUUUUAAUCUUUUUAAAGUUCGUUGUAUAAAAUUGUAAAUAUUUUUUAUUUGGUGGUCCCCUUAUUGCAUAACUAAUAUACUCACUCAUUGUGUCUAUGCAUAUAUCUAUUUAAUGUUAUUAAUGAUUAAUAUAAAUCUAUCUUUUUCAACUUUUUCAAAUUUGAGGUUUCUUGUAUUAGACAGUGCGAUGGAUCAUUUAAUUUAAAUAUCCAGUCAGUCAUGUUGAUAGCAAAUGUAGUAAGUUUACAUUUUUAAACAAACCGGUGUUUUUGGUAAUGGAGUAUUCAAGUUGAGUUUACAGCCUCAACUAGGAUAAGGACACUGCCUCCACUGUAUAGAUGAGUGCCACUGAUUCUCUGGUCAAACGUGUGAGAGAUGGUGGAGUAAUCACUAUGUGAGAGUGAAUUAAACUGCAAGGACAUUUGCCACACAACCCCAUACAAGCAAUUAUUCCUCUUCUUAGGUUAACAUUUCCAACACUGGUUAAAGUUAACUCUCACCAGCCUUUCCUUCCCAAUUGAAGGAUGUUGUUGGAAAAGAGAUUUUAGCACAUUUGUUAUGAAGGUAUGUUAUUGCAUGGGACAACAAAGUAAUAUUUAUAGUUCUGUAUUUAACUAAUUUCUACAUGUGUGUCAUUUUUGUAUUUUUUUUCACUUAAGUCAAACUGUACAAUACAUUUAUAGUUUUAUUAAGGAGAUCAAAGUACUUAUUUUCACGGUUAUACGCAGCAUUAAUUCUACCAGUAGAUUUAACAUUUUUUAACUUAAGAGUUUCUGAGAACGCUGCAAAAUAACUGACUUAUUUUUAAGCAAUGUAAUUGCAAGUUUUGUACUUUUUUAACAUAAAAGUUUAUUUAAAUAUGAAAAAAGUGUAUAUUUGGU
Molecule: messenger RNA, 5714 nt
Organism: Pristis pectinata (smalltooth sawfish)
Lineage: Eukaryota; Metazoa; Chordata; Chondrichthyes; Rhinopristiformes; Pristidae
Gene: ccdc62
Product: coiled-coil domain containing 62
Exons: 15
Coding region: 45-2612 (855 amino acids)
Source: RefSeq, a predicted model, not a curated record